AUGAUUGAGGUCGUUCUCAACGAUCGUCUGGGGAAGAAGGUUCGAGUCAAGUGCAACGAGGAUGACACCAUCGGCGAUCUCAAGAAACUAGUAGCCGCACAGACUGGUACGCGACCAGAGAAGCUGCGCAUUCAGAAAUGGUACACCGUGUACAAGGACCACAUCACACUGGCAGACUAUGAGGUGAAGGAUGGUAUGAACCUUGAGCUGUACUACAACUGA
This is a messenger RNA of Auxenochlorella protothecoides, 222 nucleotides long. RefSeq names its product Ubiquitin-like protein 5. Gene Ontology annotation, biological process: mRNA splicing, via spliceosome; protein modification process. The transcript has 3 exons. Gene Ontology annotation, molecular function: protein tag activity; protein binding. Lineage: Eukaryota; Viridiplantae; Chlorophyta; Trebouxiophyceae; Chlorellales; Chlorellaceae. Gene Ontology annotation, cellular component: nucleus; cytoplasm. Bases 1 to 222 code for a protein of 73 amino acids. The record is from RefSeq and is a predicted model, not a curated record.